Molecule: messenger RNA, 2745 nt
Organism: Penicillium argentinense
Lineage: Eukaryota; Fungi; Ascomycota; Eurotiomycetes; Eurotiales; Aspergillaceae
Product: secretory pathway Sec39 family protein
Exons: 3
Coding region: 1-2745 (914 amino acids)
Biological process (GO): retrograde vesicle-mediated transport, Golgi to endoplasmic reticulum
Source: RefSeq, a predicted model, not a curated record
AUGGCACCUCUGGAAGGGCUAUCGGAUGCCCAUGCGAUAUUACUUGCGACUCGAUUUUGCGCCGAAGGCAAUGUCGCUGCCUUGCCUGCUCUGCAAGCGCAAUACCCCCAUUGUUUUCCGCUCGAACGCCUCCUACGCAUCAUCUUGACCUUCCUCCCCGAAAGUACAGAACCCUCAGACUACAUUCCGGUGCUACAGGAGCUAGUUAGUGGAAAUUCGACAGACCGAGACAUCGACGCAUCUGCCGUCCAGGACUUAUCUGAAUCGGCGGCGAGGAAACGUGUGCGCAAGCUUCGUUUACGGUCCCUCAAGCGCGAAGACGAGGAGGAGGAAGUGCUGUCUUCCGAUCCAUUGACCCAAUUCCUGAUUCACCGGGCACACCUGAUCGACUCUGAAACGGCUCUCCAGCCCCUUAUUCUCAGCCUGGUCCUACCCUUUCACGAGAACAACCCCACCGUUCGGACAUGGCUAGUCUCGAGUCUUCUGCCCGCCCUCCGACUCAAUUAUGAAUAUUAUCCGAACCGCGAAGAGACAAUCUCACUAGAUACAUUGGAGUUGAUGGAUGAUCAGACCGCGGUCAAUGUUCUGUUGUCUAUUAGCGGUCCCGAGAACAACAGCAUGGAUCUGAUCAACAACUUGAGGGGACUGGUUGGUCCCUGGCUAUAUGGAAGCGAUCGGUCAAAGCGGCGGAGAUUGAAUGAUGCGGCCCAUCGGAAUUCAGUUUCCUUCCUCCAGGGUACGUCGAAGCCCGAGACUUCAGAACCAGCGGGAUGGGAUUACGUCAAUGAAUGGCUACUGUCACGCAGCUUUGUGGACCGUGAGAAUGUCAUCAGUGCUUUCAGCAUCUGGAAUGGGCCUCAAGAUGUGGAUAUGGGAGGGUAUGAGGACAAAGAUGCAGCACUGGCGUCUGACAAAGCCACGGAACUGUUGAACCGCUACGGCCAAUCUGGAUUGGCUGUGGUGUACGGUCAUGCAGAUUCAUCCAAGGCUGCGCUUGAGGGAUCAUUGAAGGUGCUGGAGCGCGUCGCAAAGCUGCUUAAUCUCGAAGAAUGCUUAUAUCUGGGCGCCCCCGAGUCAGCUCUCCCAUCCGUGGACUACGAUUCAGAGCUACUGUCUUCAACAACAAGGGCCUCGCUCAUGCAAAACUCUCUUUUGAGCUUCGACAAUCCUUUGACGCGACCAUCGCCUUCUUCAAUCUCCCUUUUGAGCGCACUACUCUUGUCUCUCCGCAUUUUGACCGGGCUUGGCCAUAAUGUUCCCUGCCGGGCCGUGGCCAACAUGUGCCUCUAUAGCAGCGAGAAGCUACAAAUGGCGGAAUUGAAGAGUGUCGUGAACUCGACUGUGAAGCAACAUCGGUCAAGUCGGGAAUGGCGGAUUGUUCGAGAUCAGUUUCUCUGGCUUCGAGAUUGGCAAUGGGACGAGUCUGACAAUGGCUGGGACGAGCCCUCGACCCACCAGGGUCUUUUCUGGAGAAUCUCUCGGGAUACGGUUGAAGCGGAAAUUCUCAAGGCGUUGCUCGGUGCCAGAGAAUAUCAAUUAGCUAUCGAGAUCUAUACUCAGUCGGCCUCUGCACCGCUGAAAUCUACGCAAGUGGAAGAAGCCGUGGUCGAAUCUAUUUACAGUGCCUACGACAAUGCAAGCAAUGGCAACCGAACCCGUGGCGGAAUGAAACGAGCACAUGAGACCCUCCAAGCAUUCCAACCGCACUUCUCAGAGUCAACUGCGCUCAAACAAAUCAGCGCCCUGAUAUCUGCGACUCAUGCACUAUCAUUUUAUUCUCUAACCCUCCAACACGGCGUCCCCUUCCAACCCGUCAGCAUCCGCGUCCACCACGACCCCCUCUCCCUGGUCGAGAAAGUCCUCGACCAAAACGCCAAAAGCUACACCAAACUCGACGACCUCCUCUCCAUCGGCCGCAACCUCGUCUCUGCAGGUCUCUCCACAUCCCCGGAAACCUCAGAACCCCUCAGCGAAGCCGACGCCCUCGUCACAGCCGAACGCCGCAUCACUUCUCUCGCCAUCUCCUCCGCCCUAACCUCCAACGACUUCGGCACUGCCUACUCCUACAUCCUCACCCGCCUAACCCCCAACACCCUGAACACCUCAACCCUCCCCGACGACAUAACAUGGCGCGCCGUCUACAACGCAGGCCGCUACCGCUCCAACCAACAAAACACCCCCUUAACAACGCAAAUAACCCACCUCUCCCAACGAAUGGAACUCCUCUCCCUCUCCCUAACUCUAACACCGACCCCGGACCCCCUCCCCGAAAUCCUCGGCGCCUGGCGCCGAGCCGACGAAGAACUCUCUUCCCUACGCGCCCGCGAACAAUCAGAAGAAGAUGCCUGGGACUCAAAGGGUGAUAAACUCUCAACUGUACCAGGCGGCUUUGGACCGAGUGACUUUGAGCGCGACGCUUUCGAAACGGCGCAGCAGAGGAGUGCAAGACGUGCGCGUGCGCGUGCUCUCCCUCAUGCCCAUCCUGAGGCGCCGAUGGGUCUUUUUGAGGUCGCACGUGGUGCGGCGAUGGCGUUGCAUAAGAAUGCGUUUCCCUUGCGCGGCACUGGGACACAGGCUGGUUCGACUAGAGCUGGAGUAGAGGGUUCGGGUUCGGGUGAUGAAAGACCUCUUUCCCCGGAGGGCGAGGGGAGGGUUAGGAAGAGGGAUAUGGUUAGUAAUAUGGUUACUGGAGGGUUGGCAAGUGGGAUUGGAUGGGUUCUGGGGGCGGAGCCGGUUAAUCGGUGA